This is a messenger RNA of Calypte anna (Anna's hummingbird), 4467 nucleotides long. RefSeq names its product sperm associated antigen 6 (gene SPAG6). NCBI's taxonomy places the organism in Eukaryota, Metazoa, Chordata, Aves, Apodiformes, Trochilidae. The transcript has 11 exons. Gene Ontology annotation, biological process: epithelial cilium movement involved in extracellular fluid movement; filopodium assembly; sperm axoneme assembly. Gene Ontology annotation, molecular function: microtubule binding. Bases 86 to 1612 code for a protein of 508 amino acids. Gene Ontology annotation, cellular component: microtubule cytoskeleton; axoneme; acrosomal vesicle. The record is from RefSeq and is a predicted model, not a curated record.
CCGAGGCUCCGCUUCCGCCCGGUUGCCAGAGCGACGGGUACACAGUACAGCCCUGCGCGGGCGCGCAGCCUGCCGCGCCGCCGACAUGAGCCAGAGGCAGGUUCUGCAAGUUUUCGAGCAGUACCAACGAGCCCGGGCGCAGUUCGUGCAGGCGGUGGCCGAGUUCGCCGCCCGGCCGCAGAACAUCGAGACCCUCCAAAGCGCAGGUGUAAUAUCUUUGCUGAGACCUCUUUUGCUGGAUAGUGUCCCAACUGUUCAACAUACUGCUGCUUUGGCUCUUGGGAGACUUGCCAAUUAUAACGAUGACCUGGCAGAGGCAGUUGUGAAGGAAGACAUUCUUCCACAGCUCAUGUAUUCAUUGUCUGAACAGAAUCGUUUCUACAAGAAAGCAGCUGCAUUUGUGCUAAGAGCAGUUGGUAAACAUUCUCCACAGCUAGCUCAGGCAAUAGUUCAGUGUGGAGCACUGGAAAUGCUUGUGAUUUGCUUGGAAGAUUUUGACCCUGGAGUCAAAGAAGCUGCAUCAUGGGCACUUGGGUAUAUUGCCCGACACAAUUCAGAACUGUCACAAGCUGUGGUGGAUUCGGGAGCUGUUCCUCUUUUAGUGCUCUGUAUCCAGGAGCCAGAAAUUGCUUUGAAAAGGAUUGCUGCUUCAACUCUCAGUGAUAUUUCAAAGCAUUCUCCAGAGUUAGCCCAGACAGUAGUGGAUGCAGGAGCUAUCGCUCACUUAGCUCAGAUGAUCCUGAACCCUGAUGCUAAACUGAAGCGUCAGGUGCUGUCAGCUCUAAGCCAAAUAGCAAAGCAUUCAGUGGAUCUUGCAGAGUUGGUGGUUGAAGCAGAAAUUUUCCCAGUUGUGCUCACAUGCCUGAAGGAUUCAGAUGAAUAUGCCAAGAAAAAUGGUGCAACUUUAAUUAGAGAGAUAGCAAAGCAUUCGCCUGAGCUUUCACAGCUUAUUGUAAAUUCAGGUGGAGUUGCUGCUGUGAUUGAUUGUAUUGGCAGCUGCAGAGGGACUGUCAGACUGCCUAGCAUCAUGGUGCUUGGUUACGUAGCAGCUCAUUCGGAGAACCUGUCAAUGGCAGUGAUUAUCUCCAAGGGAAUACCACCACUCUGUGCCUGCUUGAUAGAAGAAGAUGAAGAUCAUAUUAAGGCAGCAGCUGCUUGGGCCUUGGGACAGAUUGGAAGACAUACUCCUGAGCAUGCCCGUGCUGUUGCAGUAACAAAUGUACUACCCACACUGCUUGCUAUGUAUAUGGACACACACAGUUCAGAAGAUCUUCAAAUAAAAACUAAAAAAGCCUUAAAGAGCAUCCUUCAGAAAUGCAUGUACCUUCCAGCACUUGAACCAUUGCUGCAUGAUGCCCCUCUCAAUAUUAUGAAACAUAUCAUUGGGCAGUUUAGUAAGGUGUUACCACAUGACAGUCAAGCACGUCGUCUCUUUGUAACAACUGGUGGACUUAAAAAGGUUCAAGAAAUAAAAGCAGAACCUGGGUCAGUUCUUCAAGAAUAUAUCAACAUUAUUAACAGUUGCUAUCCAGAGGAAAUAGUAAGGUAUUAUUCCCCUGGAUAUUCUGAGAUACUUCUGGAAAGGGUGGAAAAUUACCAACCAGUUUUAUAAACUUCAUUUUUUUAUUAGAGCUGUAUUUCACAUUUAUUCCUCUAUGACUGUAAUACAAAUACAGCUGUUGAAACUCGUUUGAUUCUGAAAUCUCCUUCUACUGUUUGAACUACUGAAAGAGCUCGGCAAUCCAGUGAGCUAUAUUUUGUUCCUUAUAAACUUGUUUAUUGCUAAGUUUUUGUUCCUUUUGAUUUAUCUAGUAUUACUACCAGAUAUUGCAACAUAUAUGAAUAGAAUUUGACGCAGGGGUGAUGAUUUGUCACAGAAGCUUUUUUAGAAUCAGUCAUUUCCUUUUCCUUUCAGAAGAAAGGUUUGUUAUAAUCUCAUUCAAAUUGUAGCCUUCUCAGUACUGUAACCAUUUUCCCAUUUUGCCUUUGCAUAUUGUUUAGAACUUCCCAAGCUUGAUGAGGGGGAAAAACCUGACCCCUGUGCUUUUUCUAAUAAUGGAAUCCAUUCUGCAUCAAAAUAUCUCCUACCGCUACCUUUCAGAAAGUGAUGUGAUUUUGCAUCUGCAAACAUGUUAGCAGCUGCUAAAUAAAGAAAUAAGCUCAUAUGAUGAUGAUAGAAGGGCUGAAUGCUGCAUCAUGUGGCAGUGUGGUGGUCUUGUGGUGGCAUGGUGGAUAAUAUAUCAUCUAGAAAAGUCCUCAUAAUCAGGGCAGGAUUCACUGUGGGGGUUAGGAGCACUACACUGCUUGGUGUAUGCAUUAUUUUCCUUCUUGGAAAGAACUUGGUACUUCCAUGGCCACAAAAGGAAAGACUCUGGGAUCUUUGGCUCUAUUUGGGUCAGCAGCAAAUCUGUGUGUCUCAGAAGAGAGAAGAAUUGCUUGGCUGCAGGAAUGCUGUUAGCAAAGUUCUGAGCGUGUUCAGAGGAAACCUGAGGAUACUUGAGUCUCAUUAAUUUGAGUGAUGGGGGGACUAAGGCUGAUCUUUGUAUUUUUCUUGAAGAGAUGAAAUUGCUGCAGAAAUUAAUUGAAACACACUUGGAACUUAGUCUUAAAGUUGCAGAUCACAUCAGUGUUGAGGUUAUUUGAGGUAUGAGGUCUUGCCUGUCUGUUGAACAUCUUGGAAAUAUUUUUGCCUUCUUAUGUAGAUUGAAGAGACUUUUACAUUCUGCUUAUUCCUAUGGUGUACUGUAGCAUCACGGAGCAGCAUACAGCCCUUUAUUAUUCACUAACUCAUAACUGUUGUUCACCAUUUUUUGUUCUUCUAGCCAUUUUUCCUUUCCUUGGAUGCAGCAUUUUUUUUUUUGGUUUGUGGUGGUGGGGUUUUUUUUGGUUUUUUUUUGUUUUUUGUUUUUUUUCCCAAGGAGUAAUAAACAGUGUUUCUGGAAUGGGAUAUUGAAAUACUAGCAGCCACAAGGAAAGACAAUAUUUGAAAACCCCUGCAGGAGAGAAACUUGUCUACUUUCUUAAACAUACUAACUGAAUGAGUUUAUAAAACAGGGAUAGUCUCUUCUAUUACUCAUAAAACUUGAGUAAAGUCUUAUUGCAGUUGGAAAUGAUUUAGAGUGGCUUUUCUCUGCCAAAUUCCAAAUGGCUAUUUUCUUUUAUUCUUGUCAGCAUAUUUUUCAACAGUUCACAAAAACAUUGACGGGCUAUCUUGUGAUAAGGUUUAAUUCUGCUGAGGGCUCCUGCUGUGAGAUACUUGUUACUCCAAGAGUCCACUCUUCAGGAAGAGCAGGGAGUGCACGGUACCUUGCUUUAUGGAGCUUUACUGAGAUGGAAACUGUUGGUGUCAUGAAUGCUGUUAUAGAAACCACACCAGCUGGGUUCUUUCCUUAGCCCACAUCAGAGUGAAAAGUCUUGGAACAGACUAGCUUCUACCAAAUGCCUUUUCAUUUUUGGUGUUUAUUAAUGCUAGGACACUAGUGGAAAACAUUAGGCCUGUUAAAAAGGUUGUUGUAAUACUCAAUUAUUUUCUCACACGCGUUACGAUUAUUUAAAAAUCAAAUCUUGUACAAUCACUAAAAGAAAACAUAACAGAAGGGCUUCCAGGCAGUCUUGAAGCCUUUAUUUUCUGUAACAGAACAGAAAUGUUGCAGCAGGCUGCAUGCAGUUGCAGUGCAGAUGGGAGGCAGGGUAGGCAUGGAGCUGCAUACCCAUAGCUGCAUCAUGUGCUCAGGAGCACACCCACAGCACACAAUGCUAAUGUAUAUGUUUUGUGCAGAGAGAGCAAAGAGGCUUCAGUCCUCUGACAAAUGUGCUCCUGCUGUGUCACACUGUGCUACACUGUAAGGAUUCCACAGGGUUAAAUUUCAAUGCCUAAACAAUUUGUUCACAGUCUUUUCACAGUCUUUUUCUGGUUCCUGACAAAGGAAAUGAUUGCACAAGGCAAACCUUCAAAGCUACCUGAUUGUGCAGAGCACAAUCUAAAUCAGACCUAGCAUAAAUACAUCCUUCCAGCAGCUAGGCAGUUCUGUCUUAGGCCAGUGGUUGGUUGGCCGGCCUUGUGUUACAGGAUUCUCCUGGAUGAUGCCACAUCCCGUUAGACUGUGGCAGUGCAAAAUCCUACCCAUACACUCGGUGACCCCUUCAGUGCUCCUCAGCUGGCAGGCUGCUUCCCUGAACUCUGUGUACACCUUGUGGUUGGAGGCUUCCCUGUGGGUACACAUCUGCACAAGGCAGAUUUAGCCCUUUACAGCAGAAAAAUCUCUAAUUUGUAUUUUAGGCUUUACAUCACCUGCUUUCCUGUAGUGUUUCACAAGCUCUGAUGUACAGUGUUUCUAUGUCAUCCUCUCAUUUGGCUGAAGUCAUCAUCUAAAAGUGUAUUAAUGUUAGUAAUUGCUACUCUGGCAGGCUUCAAGUAUGUAUAAUUUGUCUUAAUUUCAUAGAAUAAAAUGUAGAUUUGCAUUUUAA